AUUAAAAAAAAUAAUAACAAAUAAGAAAGCCGCAAGAAGGAGAACCCAACCAAAAACCCUCCUCCAUAUUUCAGUCUCUCUUUUUUCUCUUUCCGAACCCUCGUUUCUCUCUCAUUUCUUCUACUUCUCAUACAGCUUUGCUUGCAUUCUCGAUAUAUAUUUUCUGCUUCUGCUUUAUAGCGGAACUCCAAGCUCUUGUUGAUUUGCUUGACUCUUCAAUGGGGGAUGCUGAAAAUGCAACAUCUACUAAGAAGAGGGCUGCUGGAAGGGAGCUAUCACGAGAUAACCCCGGGCUUGACGAUGAUGAAGAUGUUUCUGAGCAAGAGACUGGAACUUUUAAGCGGGCUAGUGAAGAGGUGCUAGCCACAAGAAGAAUUGUCAAAGUACGUCGUGGUUCAACUGCUUCUGCCCCAUCUUCAAAUCCUUUUGCUGGAAUUCGCUUGGUACCUCCAACUGAAAAUAGUGGAAGUGUUGCAGAAGUUAGACGCGAUACAGAGGCAGCUGGUGAGAAAGCAGGUUCAGAUGAGGCAAAUGGAAAAGACAUUCCCCAUGAAAUGACUCAAAAAGAUGGGGAUCAUAGUGAUGAUCCAGUCCAAUCUAAAAUUGACACAUCAGAGGCCAAGUCUGUUCCAAAGGUGCAGCCUGUCGAUCAGAAUAGCACUGUUUCAAGUGAAUCUGCCAUAUCUAAGGUAGAUGAUAACCUAGUUUCUGAAAGCAAUAAGAUUGAAAAUGAAGAACCAGUGGGAGGAGACAAGACCGGCAAUGAGGAGCUUGUAAGAGACGCUGAGAAGGAAUCUGAGAAUGAUGAAUGUGCAAGUGGUAAUAAGAAUGAAGAUGCAGAUCCUGAAAGAGGUGAUAAGAACGAAAGUGAAGAACCCAGUGAAGGAAAUGAGAUUCAAAACAAGGAAACUGGGGAACUAGAAAAAACAGAAAGUGAAGAAAACAAAGAAGACAAAAGUGAAGGAGAGCCUAGUAAGGAGGCUGCUCCUUUGAACUCAUUCCAACAAUUAUCGAGCAGCCAGAAUGCGUUCACUGGUCUUGCGGGUACUGGAUUUUCGACAUCUACAUUCUCCUUUGGUAACAUACCUAAGGAUGGGGUUGGCCUAACUACUAGUUUUGGUCUCUCUAAUAAUGGGAGCUCCGCCCUCUUUGGUACUUCAGGGUCUUCCAUUGUUUCCAAGAGUGAGAAAAGUGGCUUUCCAUCAAUGCAAGAGGUCGCAGUUGAAACUGGUGAAGAAAAUGAAAAAGUGGUUUUCAAUGCUGAUUCUAUAUUGUUUGAGUUCAUCGAUGGAUCAUGGAAAGAACGUGGAAAGGGGGAGCUGAAAGUCAAUGUCCCUACGAGUGGGAUCGGCAGAGGGAGGAUUCUUAUGAGAGCUAGGGGAAAUUACAGGUUAAUUUUGAAUGCAAGUCUUUACCCUGACAUGAAGCUCACAAACAUGGACAAGAGAGGUAUCACCUUUGCCUGCAUGAAUAGCACCAACGAUGGGAAGGUUGGUCUCUCAACAUUGGGUGUGAAGUUCAAGGAUGUAUCCAUAGUGGAGGAGUUUCGAGCAGCAGUCACCGAGCAUAAAGGUAAAGCUUCUUCUACAGUUCUGAAAACGCCUGAGAAUUCUCCUUAAGAACUCGACGAUCUGAAAGUUACACAUGGUGAAGAAAAGGUGCAUAUUUUCUACUCUGUAGUGGGAGCAUCUAUCUCGAAGGACAGCUCAAGCAAGUAGCUUUUUUUUUCUUCCGGUUCGGCGUACCAUAAGCCAUUAUGUAGCAGAGUCAUAGAAUCUUACUCAUUUUGUUGUAGCUGUAUUUGUCAUAAUAGACUCCUCUUCUACGCAUAUCUUUUGGAUGGAACAUAUCUUGAGGCUUGAAUAUGCUCCCAAACCAUGGAAUUGGCAGAAUCUCAUAAUUUUCCAUUUAACUUUGCGAUAUGAACCAGCUUUCGUGCCCUCUAAGAUUGAAUAUUUUCUUCACAUAUAGAAAGGCAAAAAAGAAUGAAAUGGAAAAAUGCUACUUCUGUUUGGA
Cucumis sativus (cucumber) is the source of this 2016-nucleotide messenger RNA. RefSeq names its product nuclear pore complex protein NUP50A. The record is from RefSeq and is a predicted model, not a curated record. The transcript is spliced from 2 exons. Gene Ontology annotation, molecular function: GTPase activator activity. The coding region runs from base 219 to 1619 and encodes 466 amino acids. Lineage: Eukaryota; Viridiplantae; Streptophyta; Magnoliopsida; Cucurbitales; Cucurbitaceae. Gene Ontology annotation, biological process: intracellular transport. Gene Ontology annotation, cellular component: cytoplasm; nuclear pore.